Trametes versicolor FP-101664 SS1 is the source of this 1650-nucleotide messenger RNA. RefSeq lists its product as uncharacterized. Gene Ontology annotation, cellular component: plasma membrane. The record is from RefSeq and is a predicted model, not a curated record. The coding region runs from base 1 to 1650 and encodes 549 amino acids. The transcript has 7 exons. Gene Ontology annotation, molecular function: monoatomic cation transmembrane transporter activity. NCBI's taxonomy places the organism in Eukaryota, Fungi, Basidiomycota, Agaricomycetes, Polyporales, Polyporaceae. Gene Ontology annotation, biological process: monoatomic cation transport.
AUGGACUCGAGGCAACACCUACUGUUUGACACCGACGCCCACAACGUCGACGAUUCCGAAACUAGCUCGGACACGAUCGAAAUGACAGGCCUCGAAGACAUUCCUGUGACGCCGGCACGCACAAACACCUAUGGCACAGCUCGAUACACGAACGGCCCUCACGACUCAGAUGACGAUUCGGAUGGAGAUGACGAAGGAGAACAAGCCCUUUUGGGGUCGCGCACACGCACUCGCGGCCGUGAGCGGUCACCUGAAGGGAAACCGAGCGUGUUCGGCCAGGUCAAGCGUAUAGUUAUAGAGACGGCACCAACGCUGUUGCUCACGACCACCGGCCUCCUGUUUACCGGAGAAAUAUUGGACAUAGUCUCCCACUGGAAAGCCAUGUCCCAAAUUGACGAGCUCAUCAUGAUCAUCCCCGUGAUUCUGAAUCUCAAGGGUAACCUCGAAAUGAACCUCUCUGCGCGCCUGGGAACCGCCGCCAACAUGGGAGACCUUGACCAUCCGUCCAAACGGCACUCUAUAAUCCUUGGAAACCUCUCCCUUCUCCAAGUGCAAGCCACCAUCGUGUCUUUUGUUGCUGUAUGCGUAUCCUUCCUCAUGAACCGAAUAAUGGAAGCUAGCGGCGAUAGCAACCCGCAACUGCUCGGAGAUGUUACCACGGACUUCACUCGCGGACUAUAUGCGCGGGGAGUGCAUAAACCGAAGCCUCACAAGCCCCCACUGCCUUUGCCUCCGUCUGGGCCUGCAGAGUAUCGGACUGAUGCCCGCCUCAGGUUCGCCAUGGUUGCUUCGUCGGCAAUGUGCGCCGCAUGCGCUUCGAGUAUACUCCUCGGGGCCUUUAUGUGCAUGCUCGUCGUGUCAUGUAGACGUCUCGGUCUGGAUCCCGAUAACAUUGCCCCUCCCGUGGCUGCUUGCCUGGGAGAUCUCGUCACGUUAUCGCUCCUGGGCGUAAUUGCGGAGCUCCAUCUCUACGUCCUUCACACGCCCAUACCACUCAUCAUAGUUCUAACCCUUGUGGCUGCUGCUGUUGGGUGGACCUUUGUGACCAAUCGCAACGAGAAUGUGAAGCACCUCCUGAGGGAAGGUUGGUCGCCCCUUUUCAUCGCUAUGGCCAUCAGCAGUGGAACGGGCAUAGUGCUGGAUACCUUCGUCGAGCGCUACAGCGGGUUUGCGUUACUAGCAGUUGUCAUCACCGGUCUUCCUGGUGGUGUAAGCUCAAUUUUCGUAUCUCGCCUAUCGACCGCCCUCCACGCCGCUACGGCCAAAGCGUCGUCCCUGGUAUCCUCUGUCCAGGACCUCGACAAGGAUAAGCACCACCCCAGUCCCCGACUGGUCAUGAUGACCUUGAUCGCCGUCAGCAUUCCUAUCGAGAUCGCGUUUCUCACCACAGUACACCUCCUCGGAUGGAUCCAUCUACCCUUCUUGUUCAUCGUGCUCCAGGUUCUCUUUUUCCUCAUCGCUAUCACUAUCUCUCUCCUCAUGUCCCAGCUCAUCACAACACUCCUAUGGAAACGGGGAUUGGACCCCGACAUGUACGCGCUACCUUGCCAGUCGGCGCUCACGGACCUCGUCGGCCAGCUCUUACUCGUCGCGUGUUACGAGCUCGCGUCGCUGCUGGGUGCGCAGGUGGCGCUCAAGCACAAGCACUAG